This is a messenger RNA of Notechis scutatus (mainland tiger snake), 3427 nucleotides long. It is a transcript of the gene EEIG2, whose product is annotated as EEIG family member 2. The record is from RefSeq and is a predicted model, not a curated record. NCBI's taxonomy places the organism in Eukaryota, Metazoa, Chordata, Lepidosauria, Squamata, Elapidae.
GGGCUGGUUUGAACGCGGCCGGGCGGUUGUGGCCGGCGUCCCCUUCGCUCGUGAGGGAGGGCGCAGCAAGACGCAUGUCGUAGCAGCGCCCGCGCCGCCUGCCUGGGUGAAGACAGCGCGCGGGCGGGCGUGUUUUUCUUCCCUCUCUCUCUCUCUCUCUCUCUUCGCCCACCCGCCUCCUGCUUUUCCUCCCGCUCCUCCCCUGCGUUGCCUGGUCACAAGGGCCGAAGAAACGACGGUUGUGUAGCAAUGGAGGAAGCGGCGGGGGGUUAAGCAGAGACAAGAAGACGCCCGGGGUGAGGGGGUGAGGGGGUGGGGUGGGGGGCGCUCCCCUUCGCCCUUGGCGGCGGGGGCUGCUUUCCCGCGCGCCUCCUUUCUUUGCCCGCCCCUGCCUCGCAUGGCUUUCAUGAUGAUGAAGAAGAAGAAGUUCAAAUUCCGCGUGGAGCUGGAACUGGACGAGCUCUCCUCGGUGCCCUUCGUCAACGGGAUCCUCUUCUGCAAGGUGCGGCUGCUGGACGGCGGGAGCUUCAGCGGAGAGUCCUCCAGGGAAGUGGUGCAAGCAAACUGUGUUCAUUGGAAGAAGAGGUUUUCAUUUAUAUGUAAAAUAAGCGCAAGUGCCACAACAGGGAUUCUGGAUCCCUGCAUCUGCAGAGUCUCUGUACGAAAGGAAUUAAAAGGAGGGAAAACUUACGCAAAGUUGGGUUUUGCAGAUCUUAACCUGGCAGAGUUUGCUGGAUCAGGAAACACCACUCGCCGCUGCUUACUGGAAGGUUAUGAUACCAAAAACACAAGGCAGGACAAUUCAAUUCUCAAGAUCUUAAUCAGCAUGCAGCUAAUGUCUGGAGACCCUUGCUUUAAAACACCUCCAUCUACAGCAAUGUCUAUACCAAUUGCUGGAGAAUCAGAAUCCCUGCAUGAAGACAGAAAAGGUGCAGAGAACACUAAAGGAUCACAUUUGACUGUAUCAGAUUUUACAAACAAGAGCAUCUCAGCCCCAGAUGAACUUGGAGCAUGUGGACAUUCUAGGACUUCUAGUUAUGCAAGCCAACAAUCCAAAGUAUCAGGAUACAGUACUGAACAUUCCAGAUCAUCCAGUUUCUCUGAUCUCUGUCAUAAAAGAAAUACCUCUGUGGGAAGCACAUCAACUGGUAUAAGUAGUAUUCUAGAGCCAUGUGAAGAGGCUGAAUCCAGAAGCUCUGAGGAUAAUCUGAAAGCUACAAUGAAAGAUGCACUCUCAGAAAAUACAAACAGGCUACCAGUAAAACAGGAUUCUGUGGAAUCACAGCUGAAGAGGGUUGAUGCAACAAGAGUUGAUGCAGAUGAUAUUGUUGAAAAAAUACUGCAGACUCAAGACUUCAGUUUGGACUCAAGUGCAGAAGAAGAAGGGCUAAGACUUUUUGUAGGUCCUGGAGGGAGCACUGCCUUUGGAAGUCAUCACUUACCUAAUAGAGUGGGAUCUGGAGCUUAUGAACAAGUAGUUAUAAAACGCUAGAAGAACUGGACUAAGUUGAUGGAUUUCCAGAAUUUAUUUCUCAAUAUUAUGAAGGAUGAAAUCUUCUGAAAGUUGGCAUACACUGGUAUGCCUGUUUAGAUACUUUAUAUUGAAAAUAGCUUCUUCUGAAACCAUUUAUAAGGGCAAUUUCCCACCUUUUAGCAUACUGCUAAUUUGUUGGCAGAUUUGUUGAUGGAGUUGUUGUAUUGUUCCAUAUGUAAACCAAAUUGGGGUGGGGUUUUUUUGGAAAGAGGAAAAAAUCUAUAAAAUUGAACAUAUAUGAAAUCAGUUGUCUGUAAAUGGAAGACCUUCAGUAAUGUUUUCUAUAGGCAAAUCAGAAUAGGAAAUAGAAAGUACUCAUUCAAGGAAGUGUUUUGAGAAAGUAUUACUUUUAUAAACAUGUAGUUUUAAAAUAUGACAUGCAUUUCAGUAAUGUAUUUUGUUAUCACUUGAAAAUGAGUGACUAGCCCUAAAUAGGAUACGCAUAUUUUAUUACUGUUGAAUAUGCUCAGAGCCAAACAAGUGUGCUGUACGUAUUCUUAAAACUGACAAAGUAUAAGGUUGUAUUGACUGACAUUUAGUCUAUACCUAAAUCAUCAUCACAGGAUUGAAUGAGAACUUGAGCUCACAAGGUAAUUUGCAGAGAAAACUUGGAAAAUAUCAUUUGAGAGUGAAAUACUUGUCAGAUGCAGCAUCACCUGUGCAAACGCUUACAUGGAUGAAUGCUUUGUUCCUAGCGCUGUCCAGUAUUAAAUCACUUUUUUCCAUGCCUUCUUAAAUAGAAGUUAUUUCAAUUAGACUUACACAGAAGAAAUAUCCUGGCAGAACUGUGAUGUGUAAACAUUUGUAUAAACAAAACAAUAUAAUUUGCCUAUGCAACAAUUUCAACAAAGCAUUAUCUGACAGCAGAAACAUCACUGUUACUUUUACUUUUUUUGCUUAAUGGUAUGAAAACUACCAAUAAUCUUGAAUUGUAUCAAUAGUUUAGUAGCUGGUCUCAUAUAUUUAAAAAAUAGAAAUUGAUACACCUUUAAAAAUAACUUUUAAUAAGCUAAUUAUACUAUCUUAUUUCAUGUCUUAUUUGUACUGUUUUCAUGAUAUCACUGAUUCUUUUUGAAAAGAGUAUGAAUUUUUAGUUAAAUGAAGGAUUUCUAAUGUUUGAAAUACUGUUUUUUUUAUAAAUAUAGCUUUUUUGCUGAAAUCACAUGCGUGAACUUUUAAAAUAAUAUUUCUUUACUAUGGUACCCAACAGUGUUCUAUUAUGUUUCAACUUAUUCUAACUUGACUUUAAGUAGGUUUUUAAAGCUGCUGUUAAAAUAAUGGAAAGGGAAUGCACAAGGUUUAUUUUGAAAUAUACUUUAGUUUACUUUGAACUUUCUAGCAGUGUGGUUAACUAAAAUGAAUCUAAGAUAGUGCUUGAAUUUAUUGAUGAAGGAUCUUAGUCCUGGAAAAUAACUGAAUUAGAGAAAUAGCAAAUUGGUAUGAGAAUGCACAGGUUAAAAUAAAUUAUAGGAUCACUUACAGUAUUCAUAAUGAGAAAUUAUCACUUUCACUAAAUAUUCCAUGGUGAAUAUAAUUUGUACGAUAAAAUGCAAUAUUAGUCCAUAUAGAGAUACCCAGUUUUGUUCCUUUUAAAACUAGUACAGAGGGGAUUUCUCUCUCGGCAUUCAACAUGUUGGUGGUAGGUCUUCUUAUUCUAUAUGCUCAUUCUAUGUAUUAAUUCUUCUGUGUAAAGUUUGAACAAAUAUCAUGCACUUUUAUUAAUUGUAUUAUUUUAAUGAAGUGAUUCCAGUAUCAUCUGAGACAUGGGAAAUGAUCUUCAUAUUUAUAUGGCAUUAAACUUGCGUAAACUGUAUACUGACAUGCUGUUUUUUUUAUUAAAAUCAAAAUUUUUAUCAUAAAAUACUUCAUUGUAAAGUGAACUUACAAAUUCAA